GCCGAGCUUUUAUUCAAAGGGGGGAUCGUUAAAUGACGGUUUAAAACAUCGGUGUGACUUGUUCACAGGGCAUUGUCAAACGCUCUUUGACCCUGUGAACAGCAUCAUGGCGCUAAAGGCCACAAAGCGACCGGUGAUCCUACUGACGGUGGACAUGCCGAUCGGCGGGGGUCGACCUGGUCGAGGAUGGCGGCGACGUCAGGGCUCCAGCCGUUACAGCUUCCGGUCAAACGCAUCGCAGGAUUCCUCCAAGGGCUUCGCCGAUGUGGAGGAGGAGUUUCUUCAUGCUGCGGAGUUUGGUGACAUCCCAACGGUGCGUCGUCUGCUCAACGAGUUCUCCGACCUCAACGUCGACUGCAUCGAUGCCCUGGGUCGCACGGCGCUGCGAUUGGCUGUCAAGAAUGAGCAUCUUGAGAUCGUGGAGGUGCUCCUGGACCGCUCGAGCCAGCAUCACAUCCACGAGGCCGUCCUGCAGGCCAUCAGCGCGGGUCACAUCCAGAUCGCCGAGACCAUCCUCAAGCACCGCCGCUACCUGGAGCUGUGGAAGGAGCGCCGGAAGCUGGGGGACACGGAUGGCUUCUACAAAACUGCCUAUGCCGAGUCCCAGUUCUCUCCCGACAUCACCCCGCUCAUCCUGGCCGCCCAGAAAAACCAGUACGAGAUUGUGCAGCUGCUGCUGCUGCGUGGAGAAACGAUCCAGAAGCCUCACAAGUUUUCCUGUGGCUGCCAGGAAUGUAGGAACAAAGUGAAGUUUGACCAGCUCCGCCUGGCCAAGUACAGACUCAACGCCUUCAGGGGUCUGGCCAGUGAAGCCUACAUCUCGCUGUCCAGCAAGGAUCCCAUCCUGUCGGCCUUUGAACUCGGAGCCGAACUGAAACGGUUGUCAAGAGUGGAGAAGCAUUUCAAGAGGGAGUACCGUGACCUGGCCGAGCAGCUCAGCGACUACACGGUGAAGUUGUUGGACCGAGUGAGGACACAGAAGGAGCUGGAGAUGGUCCUCAACAAGACCGGCAAAGCCAACGAUGAAAAAUACGAAGGUCUCGCCCGCUUCCAGCUCGCCCUCAAGUACAAGGAAAAGAAGUUCGUGGCGCACGCUAGCUGUCAACAGCGCGUGGUGCGCACGUGGUACUCGGGUAUGGGCAAGCUACAGAGAGCCGGGUGGAUGAAGCGGUCUGCAAUGACGUCAUUGUUUCAUUCUUGCUACCCGUUCCUUGUCUUGCUUCAUCUGGUAGCUCCAGGCUCCAAGUUUUCCAAAACACUGCAACUUCCGGUGAUAAAGUUCGUCUCUCACGCCAUGUCUUUCACCAUCUUCCUCGUCCUCAUCGUUCUGGUCACUGUGGAGUCCUCGGCCAGCGUCAGCAGCGAGCGGAACAUGUCCAGCCAGUACCGGGAUGCCUACAAGAAGUAUCAGGUCUUGUACAACGACUACGUCAGAGUCACAAACAACAAGUCGGCCCUCCUUGGACCGGACUUCCCGCUGCGACCCAGCAUGCCCACUGCCACGGAGAUCAUGAUGAGCCUUUGGAUCCUGGGGAUGGUCUUUCAAGAGUGUAACCAGAUCUUUGUGGCGGGGGCAGUCGACCAUAUGAUGAACCUCUUCAACCUCUUGGAUUACAUGCUGCUCAGUGUCUACACCUCCGUCUUUUCUCUGCGGUUCUGGACUAUGUUCAAGUUUCACGAGGGCAUCGCCGCGCUGACGGCGUUCAACGAAACGACGACACCACUGAACGACACCUCCAUCGAGCACUCCAUCUACUGGCUCAACGCAGAUCGAAUGAAGUGGAACAAGUGGGACCCCAUCAACACGGCGGAAGGCAUGUUUGCGAUUGCCAACAUCCUUAGUUUCUCAAGAAUCUCAUACCUCCUACCCGCCAAUGAAUAUCUUGGACCUCUUCAGAUCUCUUUGGGAAGAAUGUUAAAGGAUAUCAUGAAGUUCAUGGCACUGUUCACUAUGGUCAUCUUGGCCUUCAUGGUGGGUCUGCACAACCUGUUUUGGUACUACAGUGAACGCGAUGACAUCGAAGUGCAAUACGAAGGGAGACCAGAAGCUCAGAAUGUAAAAGCUUCGUCGAGUUUUGGAGGGGUGAUGGCCACUUUCCGGACAGUGUUCUGGUCACUCUUCGGACGAGGAGAACCGGAUGCCGUGCAGCUGGGCAACUACAACAACAGCUUGACGGAGGACAUCGGGUACAUCAUCUACGGCGUGUACAACAUUGUCAUGGUUACCGUCCUGAUCAACAUGCUCAUCGCCAUGAUGACGCGGUCCUUCACCAACAUAGCGGAAGACUCGGACGUGGAAUGGAAGUUUGCCCGCAGUCUUCUCUACAUGGAGUACAUCGCAGAGGGAGGUACACUUCCCCCUCCCCUGAACAUCAUCGGGGCACCAAAGGCGGUCCUGCGGGCGUUGCUGUGUCGCUGCGACUGUAAAGGUGAUGGUGAAGGUGACCAAGGACAGCCGGACACCAACGGUACGCGAGAACAACGGAAUGCCAUUCCCUUGGACGAAACAGCUGCUUCACGGGAAGGACUCUCGUUGGAGGAAAGCUCUGGGAGGGCUAAUCCAGUAGAGAUCUCAGCAGUCGACAUAUACGAAGGGAACUUGAAGAACGGAGUAACAGAGUCUCCGAGGCAUGUCCUGGUCCCAUUGGACAGCUCCGAGGAAGAACUGACUUACGAGAAGACAAUGCAAAGAAUAAUACAGCGCUACAUCUUCGACAUUCAAAGAGAAGCGGAAGUAACGGAAGAUGACUUUGAAGAGAUCAAGCAAGAUAUUCUCAGUUUUCGUUUCGAGGUGAUGAACUUGUGGAAAACAAGAGAGGCCCUUCAAGACGAAAUCUCUGCAAACAUCAAGACAAUCCUUCAGUGCAUAAACAACGGUUCUCUGUCUAAUCCAAUGAAAAGACGCGUUCUGUCGGAAAACACAGUUAUUUCUGAGGAGGAAUCCUGAAACAGUUAUCUACGCUUCCGUUCUUCGUUAUUGUUCUUUGAUAUAUUCUCUGAUGAUGCACACUUCGUUCCAUUUGUACAUACUUGUUAAAAAAUGAAACUAAUUAUGCAACGUGCUCUUCACUUAUUUUAAGAUGCAAACACUUGCACGUCAUGUAAAUCUUGUCUUACUACCUCCGAAUUAGUUGUAGCCGCUCGCAGUGUAUUUUGAUUUGUGAUAAACAGCAAUACUCACUUCCGAUCUGCAGGUUCAGAAUAAUAAAGUCCGUGCGUGCACAGAGUU
Pomacea canaliculata is the source of this 3229-nucleotide messenger RNA. Its product is annotated as short transient receptor potential channel 3-like. Gene Ontology annotation, biological process: regulation of cytosolic calcium ion concentration; calcium ion transmembrane transport; manganese ion transport. The record is from RefSeq and is a predicted model, not a curated record. Gene Ontology annotation, cellular component: cation channel complex; membrane. Gene Ontology annotation, molecular function: inositol 1,4,5 trisphosphate binding; store-operated calcium channel activity; protein binding. NCBI's taxonomy places the organism in Eukaryota, Metazoa, Mollusca, Gastropoda, Architaenioglossa, Ampullariidae.